AUGUUGAAUGCUAGUAGAGCCAAAAAACAAGCAAUUAAAAAGUACUACGGUGAAGAUGUCGAAUACGGGGCAUUAUCAAAAGCUCAAAAAGCUUUCCUCGAUAGAGUUAUAAGAGUCGACCAGGCUGGAGAAUUGGGUGCUAACUAUAUCUAUUUUGGUCAAUUCACCGUCUUGGCUACUAAAUAUCCUCAUUUAAGACCAGUCUUACAGCAUAUGUGGGAUCAAGAAGUCCAUCAUCAUAAUACUUUCAACGAUCUUCAAACAAAACGUAGAGUAAGACCUUCUCUCUUAACCCCCCUUUGGAAAGUAGGUGCCUUUGGUAUCGGGGCAACAACUGGCCUUAUCAGUAAGGAAGCUGCAAUGGCUUGUACUGUGGCCGUCGAAACAGUUAUUGGUGGUCAUUAUAAUGAUCAAUUAAGAGUCCUAAUGAAUCAAUUCAAUAUCCCAAUCUACGAUAAAGAAACCGGCAUCCCAUUAUCCCCCGAUCAAAUAUCUCGUGAAAUCGAAACAUCCCCUGAAUUAUCUUCUUUAAAACAAACCAUCAGUACUUUUAGAGAUGAAGAGUUGGAACAUUUGGAUACUGCAAUUGAACAUGACGCAGAAAAAGCUGUUCCCUACAUGCUUUUGACCGAAGCCAUCAAAAUUAUCUGUAGAGGUGCUAUCUGGUCUGCUGAAAGAAUUUAA
Molecule: messenger RNA, 684 nt
Organism: Hyphopichia burtonii NRRL Y-1933
Lineage: Eukaryota; Fungi; Ascomycota; Pichiomycetes; Serinales; Debaryomycetaceae
Product: putative monooxygenase
Exons: 2
Coding region: 1-684 (227 amino acids)
Biological process (GO): ubiquinone biosynthetic process
Cellular component (GO): mitochondrial inner membrane
Molecular function (GO): 3-demethoxyubiquinol 3-hydroxylase activity
Source: RefSeq, a predicted model, not a curated record